AUGAUCUCUGGACGUGUCUGUCUGUCUGUGUGUGUGUGUGUGUGUGUGUGUGUGUGUGUGUGUGUGUGCAUGUGUGUGAGUGUGUGUGUGUGUGUGUGUGUGUGUGUGUGCAUGUAUGUGAGUGCAUGUCCUUGUGUGUGUCUGCAGCAGGGUAUGAUGGUCUCUUGAUUACGGUAAGGCUGCUUCCUUGUAUUUCUGUUAUUUAUGGCCCUUUUAGUGUGAUAUCGGUUCCUUCCCCAGCCUGGACUAUACAGCAGCCUGGACUAUACAGCAGCCUGGACUAUACAGCAGCCUGGACUAUACAGCAGCCUGGGCCAUACAGCAGCCUGGACUAUACAGCAGCCUGGACUAUACAGCAGCCUGGGCUAUACAGCAGCCUGGACUAUACAGCAGCCUGGACUAUACAGCAGCCUGGACUAUACAGCAGCCUGGGCUAUACAGCAGCCUGGACUAUACAGCAGCUAUACAGCAGCCUGGACUAUACAGCAGCCUGGACUAUACAGCAGCCUGGACUAUACAGCAGCCUGGACUAUACAGCAGCCUGGGCUAUACAGCAGCCUGGACUAUACAGCAGCCUGGGCUACACAACAGCCUGGACUAUACAGCAGCUAUACAGCAUUCUGGACUAUAA
Molecule: messenger RNA, 631 nt
Organism: Coregonus sp. 'balchen'
Lineage: Eukaryota; Metazoa; Chordata; Actinopteri; Salmoniformes; Salmonidae
Source: the annotation of a GenBank genome assembly